GGCGUCUGUCUGUUCGUCAGCGGAUCUCCUCCUGUUUUAUUCAACACCAUUGGACACCGUGAACACCGCAGGAAGUUAUUUGCAAAACAGGAACUUGAAGUUCCACCUCUCAGCGAUGAAUUACAGGGGACUGUCACGUGAUUAGGUGAAAUUUCUGUCUCCCGGUGAUGACAACACGUCAUGUUUAGGAGCGUGGUUAUAGGACUUCCCCGGAUGUUUUACCCAACCAUGAACCUCGUUUUCGCCUGGUUCUCUGCGACAGAGGCAACGUAAUCAAAAUAGUGCUAUAAAUACAUAUCCCACGACAGCCUCCUUUGACAUUUUCACGACGUCUUACAAGCUUUUCUUCGACCAGGAUGAUAUUGAUAAGAAUCGCAUCGGUUUAAAGCAUCAGACAAAUGGAAUCAAACUGCCAUAUAAACAAAAAGCCUGCAUACGGAGACUGAACAACUCAAGCUUAACCAGAAAAAAAAGCUAAAUAGGGAUGAAGAUCUGGACGAGACAGAAGGGGGGGGUUCCCCAGGAUUGAUCCAGCUCCUGACGUCGUGUCAGCGUAAUUAAACUGACGAAGCUAGUUAAAAAGCCGGAGCGGGACCCGUGAUCCGAACACGACAAAUUAAGCAUGAGUGCUGCCUGCAUUACAAUAAACAUCCGGGGCUUCGCCCAUCAAGUCUUGUUUAUGGUCCUGGAAUUUCCACUGGGGUCUCCUCUUAUGGCCUCCGUAAACACCGACGUCCAAUGUCGCCGUGUGCUCUCUUGUUUUAUCGCUUCUCCUCUAAUCAGCUUUAAGUAACUCGUACGACUAGUUUUUACAACUGCUCGCACUUUAUGUAUAUCUGUGUUAAAAUACCCAGAGCUCCGCUAAAUUGUUGCUUGCAGAACCAUUUAUAAGAAUUAAGACAAAAGGAAACUUGAAAGAUUUAAAAGAACCAUUGCAGUCCUAUUGUCUGUCAUUUUGGUUUAAUUGGUCUGAGAUAUAUCGUUGCAGUUUUUAAUCAAAGAACUGAGGUCCAAGGUUUGUCAUUCCCGAGACUGGCUGGGAUAUAGAGGAUAUAUGUUUUCUGUUUGUUAUUUAUCUCGACAAUCUCCAUGCUCCUUUCGUCACCAUUAGCAAUUACUGAGGAAAGCCCCCAAUAUUUGUCCUCAUCUCGGAGAUGCUUACAAGAUAUCACUCAAUAAUAAGGAAAUCAAAACUCUCUAGGGACGCGGACCGAAGUCAUGGGAUGGAGCAAGCUGUUGGUGAUGGUGGAGAGCAAUAGCCAUUUUACAAUAUUGUUAAGUCGUUCACAGAUCCGUUCAGUAUGGUGAAGCACAGCAACAGGUGAACUAUUGUAUUAGCUUGCACCUAUAUUAUGAUCGGAUCGAAUCGUUCUCUUCAACAUAGGUGAUUGUCAAUGAAUCACCGUGAACUAUAUAAGGUUCAGCACUGCUUCGUUGCGGGCCUAUAUUGGUGAGUUUUGGUUGUGACUGUGGGUGAGCAAGCUUUAGAGGUCUCUACCAGACCGACCCUUGUGUGAUGUAUAUUGAUUGAGAGCUUCCUUAGAAGUCAUUGGGGGGUAUACGGAACAAUUGUCGUCUAAUAGACAGUACGUAGCUAACGUUGUAAGAUAUCAAGGCGAAACGAAUCCAGUCGGGCAAUGUAGGCGUUACUAGGCGUGAGUGGACCUCCCGAGUCUGGCCAUUAAGGUAUAGCCUACGUUUUAAUGUAUUGUCUGGAAUUGAAUUGCUACUGAAACUGCCCGCAUCGCCACGGCAAGGUGUGAUUAAAAAGAAUAUUCCAUUUGCUCUUGCAUUUAUUUACAUAUGUAUUGUGAGAUUUAGGAGAAUAAAAACGGGAUUUUAUUUCUUCAAAGUGAAUUAAAUUAAAACUAAAUGCAUCAACCAGCCAAAAAAUGGAAAAAUAUCAACAGUCGAGAGGGAUUUGUUCUUCAACAUCAAGAGAAAUCAGCUGACAUUUAAUCUGUUGUGUUACACCGAGGUAAUUUCUAAUAACUUCCAGUAUGACACGACAGCCGGUAGAAUUUUUACCUGAGAGUCUACCUGAGCACACCUGAUUACACAGUCGUUUCCCAUCGAGAACGAAUUGUAAUCAGGAUGCAGAUGGGGGCCAAUCAGUCUCUUCGUUUCAACAUCCACGAAAUUAUUCCAGUGAAAUUUUAAUCGGGAUCGCUUAUCACUCGAGCCCGAUGAUUAGAUAUUUGGACCUGUUUGGAUAUAUAUAUAAUUUUCGCUGUUGCUUUGCAAUAUUUGUAUCUGAUGCUGUGCUCUGGUUCUGAAUAAUUAAUACCGUGUAACGUAAAUCGCAUUUAAAAUAUGUGUAGUUUUCGAAUGAACAGUGAAAUGCUUAUGAACAGUCUGGGUCUUGGGGUAAUUUUUUUUGUCCUCGGCCGGAUUUCUAUCGCAAAGAGCGAUGCAUCCCCCGUGGACAUCAAACUUGGGGUGCUCAUUCCCGCGGUCAGCACGAAGGAGGAUAUCCCGCCGAAGUCCCGGGCCCUGACGGCCAUACAGAUAGGGUUAGAGAAGGUACGGGGGGAAGGGGUGGUGAGCGGGAUCAACUUUAUUGUCAACUACAGGGACUCGAACUGUUCGGGGACCUGGGCGCCAUUACACGCCAUGGACAUGUACUACAAAAACGAGUCGCACGUGUUCUUUGGCCCGCUGUGUACCUUUGCGACCUCUGCCGUCGCGCGCUACUCCCCGUACUGGGGAAUUCCCGUGAUUACCCCCGGGGCUCGAGCGGAGAAUUUCAAGGACAAGGAGGAGUUCCGACUACUGACCCGUAUGACGGGGUCGUACUCCAACACCGCGGACGUCGUCUACACCAUCUUGAAAUAUUUCUCUUGGAAACUGGCGGGGAUCAUUCUACACAACAACCUGGUCGUGCCUGAGUUGGGGGACGCCGACAGCUACUUUUUGUGUAAACCGGUGUUUACUGUACUAAAGAGGACGGGGCCCCGGGUCUGGUACAGCCAGAUUGAUGAGAACUACAUGGAUAAAUACAACUUGGGGAACAUUCUCCGAGAGGCCAGUCGCAAUUGUCGAAUUGUGGUGCUAUGUGCCUCUGCAGACUCCGUGAGAGAAAUCAUGAUCAAAGCUCACGAACUCAACUUCGACAAUGGGGAGUACGUCUUCCUCAACAUUGACUUGUUUAGUAGCAAAGAGGAUAGCGAAAAGCCCUGGUAUCGAGAAAACGAUACAGCGGAGCGGAACCAAAAGGCCAGAAAAGCUUACGAAGCAUUGAUGACCGUAACUCUCCGGAAGCCGACGAGUCCAGAAUACCGGAACUUUUCAGAGGAGGUUAAAAAAAGAGCCGGAAACGACAGCUUUGCAUAUGGCGAAGACGAGGUGAACAGUUUCGUGGGUGCGUUCCACGACGCUGUGAUUCUGUACGCUUUAGCCUUAAACGAAACACUGGCAAACAAUCGCUCCAUCACUAAUGGUACGGAAAUCACACACCGGAUGUGGAACCGAACAUUCGAAGGUAUUACAGGAACUGUCAGCAUUGACAGUAAUGGCGACAGGAAUGCCGACUAUUCGCUGCUAGACAUGGACCCUCAUACUGGAAAAUUUGAGGUCGUGGCGAAUUAUUUUGGAAAAGACAAAAAAUACGUGCCAGUGUCCAAUACAGAAAUUCACUGGGCCGGAAACCGGAAGUCCGCCCCACCGGAUACGCCAAAGUGUGGAUUUGAUGGCGCCAAAUGCCCACCAGAAAAACCGUUCCCGGAGUACGGAAUUGUGAUCAUCGUCCUUGGUUCUCUCCUUGUUAUUGUGGUCAUUGCGGCCUUCUUUAUAUACAGGCACAUCAAACUAGAGGCAGAACUAGCAGAAAUGAAUUGGCGCGUGCGCUGGGAUGACAUCAUGUUCGGAACCAUGGAGAACGACCGGAAGAUGAGACGCCAGGGCAGUAACCUCAGCCUCACCAGGCGGAACUCCAUGACCAGCGACUGUUCUGGGGACACGAUAGCCGUUCAUCUGAGUGACGUCGUACAGCGACAGCUGUUCACCAAAACCGGCUACUAUAAGGGCGCCAUUGUGGCUAUCAAAAGAAUCAACAGAAGCAGUAUUAAUAUAAACAAGCCCAUGUUGAUGGCCAUUAAAAGGGUCAAAGACCUUCAGAAUGACCACGUGGUGCGUUUCCUGGGAGCGUGUAUAGACCCGCCCAACAUGUGUAUCGUGACGGAGUACUGCCAAAAAGGAAGCCUGCAGGACGUGCUGGAAAACGAGCAGAUCAAGCUUGACUGGAUGUUCCGCUACUCACUCAUGCAAGACAUCCUACGGGGGAUGUCAUAUUUACAUAGCAGCGAAAUCCGUUCCCAUGGAAACCUGAAAAGCACCAAUUGUGUGGUGGAUGGUAGAUUUGUUUUAAAAAUCACUGACUUUGGUCUACAUGCCUUAAGGACGCCUGACCCAGAUGUAGAAGAGGGGUCAUAUGCAUAUUAUAGAAGUUUUCUAUGGACAGCUCCCGAGCUGUUACGCAUGCAGCAGAGGCCACCCGAAGGAACCCAAAAAGGAGACGUAUACAGUUUCGCCGUUAUAUGCCAGGAAAUUGUGUACCGAAUGGGUGUCUUCUUUAUGAGCAACAUUGAUCUUGGACCUGCUGAGAUUCACGAAAAAGUGAAGAACGGAGUCAAGCCUUACUUCCGGCCGACGCUCGAGGAGAGCGACUGUCCGUGUGACGAACUUGCUGUCGUCAUCAGGCGGUGCUGGGCGGAGGACCCGAUGGAGAGACCGGACUUCCAGGCGCUCAAGUCCAUCAUCCGGAAACUCAAUAAGGAUGGAGACAAGGGAAAUAUUCUAGACAACCUUUUGUCUCGGAUGGAACAAUACGCCAACAACCUAGAGGCACUGGUGGAAGAACGAACGGCCGACUACCUAGAACAGAAGAAAAAGGCCGAGGAUCUCCUGUAUAUGAUGCUUCCGAAGUCGGUGGCCUGGCAGCUGAUUCGUGGGGAGUCAGUGGCGGCCGAGGUCUUUGAGAGCGUGACGAUUUACUUCAGUGAUAUAUGCGGCUUCACGGCCCUGUCGUCAGAGUCCACGCCGUUCCAGGUGGUGGAUUUGUUAAAUGAUCUCUAUACAACAUUUGAUACCGUCAUCGAGAAGUUUGACGUUUACAAGGUUGAAACCAUCGGUGAUGCCUACAUGGUAGUUUCCGGUUUACCGACGAGAAAUGGACUUCUCCAUGCGCGAGAAAUCGCGAGAUUGUCAUUAAACCUCUUAAACGAAACUAUGUCUUUCAAAAUACGACACAGACCAAAACAGCAAUUAAAGCUCCGGAUAGGAAUCCAUUCAGGGUCGGUGUGUGCCGGUGUUGUGGGGCUGAAGAUGCCCCGGUACUGUCUGUUCGGGGACACAGUCAACACGGCGUCCAGGAUGGAAUCCAACGGACAACCCCUGAGGAUCCACGUGAGUCCGGACACCAAGGAAAUCCUGGACACGUUCGGAACGUUCGAGCUGGAACUGAGGGGCCCGGUGGAAAUGAAAGGCAAAGGUGCAAUUACUACGUACUGGUUAACGGGGGAGCGGGUGGCACCUGUGACGUCAGGCUAUAACACUGUAAUCCCUGAAAAUCCACCAAGCUAUGACACCAUCAUCUCAGAUAAAUGACGUCAUUCAAGAGGUUGUACCAGUUGAUGCUGGCAAUGGACGUCGUCUCAAGUGACGUCUUGAAAAUAACUCCUUUCGCGAGACCUCAUUGUCGUCACUCGGCUCUCAGAACCAAUCAAAUUGUGAUAUUUUUCAUGACGUCAUGCGUCUUGCUUGAUGCUGAUUUUACCAUUUCUGAUGUUGAAUACGUCACCAGCCUGGGGCCGUUAUGUCUCAACCAAUCGAAUGAUGCAAUAUGGCUGAUGAUCAUUGCGUCAUUUCUUGCUUACUUGUGAAAUUGUUAUUUAUUGAAUAAGAUUUUAUCAUUUCGUUUUAUUGUGCAUAGUAUUUGUUGUGCUGAAAUAUAACGAGGGAGAAACUUUAUUAUUAUUAUUAUUAUUUUUAUUAUAUGUACAUAGGAUUUUUUUUAUUUAUUUAUUGUGAUUUUUUAUAGAAAGUUUAUUGAGAAUACUUGUGACAAAAUGACUGUGGUAAGCCUAGCAUUAUACAUGUAUAUCGCUUACAUUUUGAAAGUCCUGCAGUAUUUCUUUCAAGGUUUUAGAUAUCGUUUUUAACUCUCUAUUUUCACAACACGCCAAUUUCAUUGCGAAAUAAUUUAUUUGAAAAGUUCAGCAUUUGCAACAAGAGUUAAUUCUAAGGGAAACUAAAAUGUUGUUAUAAAUAUGAAUGCAUACAUAUAUUCUAUAAUUUAAAAAAUUAAAAAAAAAAAAGUUUGAUAUUUGAUAAAAAAAUUUUGAAGAAAAAAAAAUGCGAAGCUUUUGUAUAUUCCUCAACAACAGAUUGUGUACAACUUGACUUGGCUAUAUAACAUUUCCGUCUGUGUACAAACAGAAAAAGAGAUUCCAUUCUAAAACAUACUGCUGAUAGUUUAUGUUGCAAACAAAGCUGAACAGAUCACUCAAUGGAAGCUUGUGUAAUAUUCUAACUAACACUGCAGGAAAAUACGUAAACUGGAUUUGAUAUUUAAUUAACAUUCACCUAACGGACAGUUUCUAAUGGUCAGAUCAACAAAUGCUAGUUAAUUAUUAUAAUUAUGACUGUCUUUAUUAUCGCGUGUAUUUUCAAAAUUCGGGUUGUCAAUACUUUAGUUGUGUAGAACUAUUAUUACUUGGACGUUAACAGAUUUUAAAAGUGAUGUAAUUUAUAUACCUGCACUAUCUGAUAGAAAGAAAAAAUACACUGUAUAAACAAAUAAAAACAUUCUCCGGAUCUUCUUUGUAUCUCGUGUGGAAGGUGAGAACAAAUAAACUGAUUGAUUACAAUUGUA
Magallana angulata is the source of this 6871-nucleotide messenger RNA. RefSeq names its product atrial natriuretic peptide receptor 1-like. Gene Ontology annotation, cellular component: membrane. NCBI's taxonomy places the organism in Eukaryota, Metazoa, Mollusca, Bivalvia, Ostreida, Ostreidae. The coding region runs from base 2314 to 5604 and encodes 1096 amino acids. Gene Ontology annotation, molecular function: ATP binding; peptide receptor activity; guanylate cyclase activity. Gene Ontology annotation, biological process: cGMP biosynthetic process; protein phosphorylation; receptor guanylyl cyclase signaling pathway. The transcript is spliced from 22 exons. The record is from RefSeq and is a predicted model, not a curated record.